AUGGAUAAUUUAUAUUACUUUGUGAUACAGAAUAAUAGUGUACAACCUAUAAUUGUAAGGCAACCAUCAGCUAUAAUUAUCCACACUCAACCCAAAUUACCAAUUACAUUAGACUUACCAUCUCAAAAUAUAAUUUUAAAAAGUGACGAACCGCAACCAAUAAUAGUUAGACAGCAAAAUCCGAAUGUCAUCAUUCAAAAGUCACAAAAUGAAUUUUAUAAUAAUCCAAAUUUGAAGAUAGGAUCACAUGAAAAAUUAAAUGAAUUUAACAUGAAUAAAACAAAUAUAAUAGAUGAAGAAAUUAAUGAAAAUAUAAAUGCAAUAAAUACCUCACAGUAUAUUGAUCACGUUGAUCCGUCAUAUAUUUAUAACAAUAAUAAUCUUGUAUAUUCGAAUAAAAAUAUUCCUACAAACAAUAUGUAUUUUAAUUAUGCUGCUUUAAAUAAUUAA
This is a messenger RNA of Plasmodium relictum, 450 nucleotides long. RefSeq names its product conserved Plasmodium protein, unknown function. The record is from RefSeq and is a predicted model, not a curated record. The transcript has a single exon. Bases 1 to 450 code for a protein of 149 amino acids. Lineage: Eukaryota; Apicomplexa; Aconoidasida; Haemosporida; Plasmodiidae.